Molecule: messenger RNA, 3003 nt
Organism: Arabidopsis arenosa
Lineage: Eukaryota; Viridiplantae; Streptophyta; Magnoliopsida; Brassicales; Brassicaceae
Source: the annotation of a GenBank genome assembly
ACCAAAUCAUUGCAUGAGCUCAUAGAUCCCGAUCGUCCAACAAUGUCUACUAUUCACCAAAUGCUCACAAAUAGUUCAAUCACUCUGCCUGUGCCUUUGCCACCUGGAUUUUUCUUUAGGAACGGACCAGGAUCGAACCCAUUAGGCCAGAGAUUGGAGCCGGGUCAAUCGAACAGCAAGUCUUUUGCUUGUUCUGUAGAUGAAGCAACAAUCACCGAUGUUAAUCCUCGCUUGUUUAUUUGCAAGAGAAGAAAACAAAAGCAAGAAAUUGAACUUCCAACGGAAUCUGUUCAAUUUGAUUUAAAGACAAUUGAAGCAGCAACGAGCAACUUUUCUGAGCAUAACAAGCUUGGUGUAGGUGGAUUUGGUGAAGUUUACAAGGGUAUGCUUUUGAAUGGGACUGAAAUUGCGGUAAAAAGAUUGUCCAAAACAUCAGGACAAGGAGAAGAGAAGUUACUCGUCUAUGAAUUUGUUACAAACAAAAGCCUCGAUUAUUUCCUUUUCGACCCUAACAAGAGAAAUCAGUUGGACUGGACAGUGCGACGCAACAUUAUCGAUGCGGAUAUGAAUCCGAAAAUCGCUGAUUUCGGAAUGGCAAGGAUCUUUGGAGUGGACCAAACUGUAGCCAAUACAGCAAGAGUAGUUGGAACUUUCGGUUACAUGUCUCCCGAGUAUGUGACACAUGGCCAAUUCUCGAUGAAAUCAGAUGUCUAUAGCUUUGGAGUAUUGAUUCUUGAGAUCAUAAGUGGCAAAAAGAAUAGUAGCUUCUACCAGAUGGAUGGUUUAGUUAACAAUUUAGUCACAUAUGUCUGGAAACUUUGGGAGAACAAAUCAUUGCAUGAGCUCAUAGAUCCUUUUAUUAAAGAAGAUUGUAAAAGCGAUGAAGUCAUUAGGUACAUUCAUAUUGGGCUGUUAUGUGUGCAAGAAAAUCCUGCAGAUCGACCAACAAUGUCGACGAUUUACCAAGUGCUCACAACCAGCUCAAUUACUCUGCCUGUGCCUCAGCCACCUGGAUUUUUCUUCAGGAACGGACCAGGAUCGAACCCGUCAAGCCAGGGAUUGGUGCCAGGCUUUGAGGGCAUGGAGAAGUGGGUCAACCUUAGAACUACUGGACCAACUAGUAGAGAAUUAUCAGAUGCAUCCACAUCCAACAGAUCGUCCCAACUUGUCAACAAUCAACCUGUUGGUAGGUCAAUGACGACUUAUAGGACUGCUCCACCAGAUGAUGGUCAAGGUGAAGAAGAGUUCAAGAACGAGGUCUGGAGGCUUUGGAACAAUGAAUCAAUAUUGGCACUCGUAGACCCGGCCAUGGGAGAGAAUUAUGAUAAAGAUGAAGUCAUUAGAUGCAUCCAUAUCGGGUUAUUGUGCGUUCAAGAAAAUCCUGCAGAUCGUCCAACCAUGUCCACAGUAUUUCAGAUGCUCACUAAUACUUCAAUUAUUCUACCUGUGCCUCAACCACCUGGAUUUGUCUUUAGGGUCAAAUCAGAGCCAAACCCAUUAGCCGAGAGAUUGCAGCCUGUCAAAUCUGUUCACACCACUGAUGGCGGAAAGAUUUCUAUAAUAAAUAUCCUCGGAAUCACCGUUGCUUUCGCCUUUGUGAUCACUACACUGCUUGCUCUAGGGUAUGCUCUUUCUAGGAGAAGAAAAGCGUACCAAGAAUUUGCAACUGAAAGGAGGUCAAUGACGACUUAUGGUACUGCACCACCAGAUGAUGGUCAAGGCGAAGAAGAGUUCAAGAACGAGGUUUGGAGGCUUUGGAACAACGGAUCAUCGUCGGAACUCAUAGACCCGUCCAUGGGGGAGAGUUAUGAUAAAGAUGAAGUGAUCAGAUGCAUCCAUAUAAGCUUAUUGUGCGUUCAAGAAAAUCCUGCAGAUCGUCCAACCAUGUCCAUAGUAUUUGAGAUGCUCACUAAUACUUUCCUUACUCUGCCCGUGCCUCAGUCACCUGGAUUUGUCUUUAGAGUGAGAUCCGAGCCAAACCCAUUAGCCGAGCGAUUGGAGCCUGGUCCGUCUACUACCAUGUCGUUUGCUUGUUCCAUUGAUGAUGCAUCGAUCACGAGUGUUAGUUAUCGCUUCAGAGCUUCUACUCAAGAUCCUUAUUUCCUAAAUCAUAAUUGUCCAAAUACGACAACUUACUCAAGUAACAGCACUUACUUCACCAAUCUCAAAACCCUUUUGUCCUCUCUCUCUUCCCCGAACGCCUCUUACUCCACCGGAUUCCAAAACGCCACGGCGGGACAAGCCCCCGACAGGGUCACCGGACUUUUCCUUUGCCGCGGAGACCUCUCGCCAGAAGUUUGCCGUAACUGCGUCGCCUUCUCCGUCAACGAAACAUUAACUCGGUGUCCAAAUCAGAGAGAAGCUGUGUUCUAUUACGAGGAGUGUAUGCUCAGAUACUCUCACAAGAAUAUUCUAUCGACGACCAUUACAAACGAAGGAGAAUUUAUCUUGAGUAACCCCAAUAUUAUUUCUCCUAUUCAAAAUCAAAUAAACCAGUUUAUAGUUUUGGUGUUAUCUAAUAUGAACCAAGCUGCCGUGGAAGCAGCCAACAGUUCUAGAAAAUUCUCUACGGUAACGACCGAAUUGACCGCACUCCAGACUUUGUAUGGGCUUGUUCAAUGCACUCCUGAUAUUACAAGACAAGACUGCAUGAGAUGUCUGACUAGCUCCAUCAAUAGAAUGCCACUUUCUAGAAUUGGAGCUAGACAGUUUUGGCCAAGUUGUAAUUCAAGGUACGAGCUUUACGCGUUCUACAAUGAAACCGCCAUUGAAACACCAUCACCACCACCGCCGCCUCUGCGGUUUCCAGGGCAGUGACAUCUCCUUCACUACCUGGUGAACAGUGAACACUUUCUUCUUCCUCUGUUUAGUUGAUCUUAGCAAUACCAAUAUGGAAAAGAUUCAUUCUUUGACAGAAUUUUCAAUUUUGUUUUGUUAUUGGUACACUCCAUUGAUUGCUGCGUUGAAAAAGUGGUUUCAUCGAAAUAAAGUAACUCAAUUUCU